AUGUACGAUUCCGGAACGUCUUCUUGGAGGUUGUCUGGAUUUGAUUCAUGCAGUCUGCCAGAUGAAGCAAUACCAUGGACUCCUAGUAUCUUCUGGAAUGGUUCAUUGUACUGGUGCGACCGAAAAGGGUUUAUAUCUUACUUUGAUACUGAUCAUGAAUUAGUUGGGGUAGUGCCACUUCCAAGUCCUGCGCAUACAAAUCGUGAUAUGAAGUCUUUCGACAUUGCGGAGUUUCGGGGCCAUUUCUAUCUUAUUGAGAAAGAUCAUGGUUGUUACACUUUCAACAUAUUCGAAUUGGAUUCCGCUGACUGCUGGAAUGUGAAAGGUCCGGUCGAUAUGAGGUUAAAUCUAUAUGCUGGGUCUCCUUAUGAUCCUAUAUUUCGGCUUUAUAGGGAUCAUAUCAUAUUCAUUACGGAGAGGGAAGAAGAAGAAGAUUCAACAAAGGUUGUGCUGCUAACAAAAGAGAAAAGUGUUGUCACUUAUGAUCUAAAAGAUAUGAGCUUCGAGAAAAUUCAUGAUCUAUUAGCACGACGACAACUGUAUUUAUGUGUCCGAUUUUAUCAAUAUAUCGAGUCCUUAGCUCGUGUUUAG
This is a messenger RNA of Papaver somniferum (opium poppy), 591 nucleotides long. Its product is annotated as F-box protein At5g07610-like. The record is from RefSeq and is a predicted model, not a curated record. Bases 1 to 591 code for a protein of 196 amino acids. Lineage: Eukaryota; Viridiplantae; Streptophyta; Magnoliopsida; Ranunculales; Papaveraceae. The transcript has a single exon.